This is a messenger RNA of Zygotorulaspora mrakii, 468 nucleotides long. RefSeq lists its product as uncharacterized. Lineage: Eukaryota; Fungi; Ascomycota; Saccharomycetes; Saccharomycetales; Saccharomycetaceae. The coding region runs from base 1 to 468 and encodes 155 amino acids. The record is from RefSeq and is a predicted model, not a curated record. The transcript has a single exon.
AUGUUACCAGUCCUUUGCAUCACUCAUCCCCACUCGUUCCUUCUUUUCUUCUCGCGUUUUACACAACACACAUCACAUUCAUUUCCGUCACUCUUCGCCUUACAGCCAGCUCGCGGUAAAAAAAUAUUCCUCGUUGCUGAUGAUCGUUUCACUAGUUUCCUCAUGUGCUACGAGAAUCACCAUGGCUCAUCGAAUACACUUCUUGUUCACUUGAAAUUUCUCAACAUAGUUGCCCCUUUCCUCAUCCACAUUUUUAGGUUGCUAAAUAUGCUGAAGCUUGUCUGCUUGCAGUUUUAUACAUACAUCUUGUUUCAAGUUUGGCUGCCUCUCCAGAGCGCAAUCUGCAAGCCACCGGCCUCAAUUUGUGGGCUAGAGCACUUGCAACUCACUUGUAUAUGCCCGCCAAGUUUCGAUGGUCCAGCGCUUCAUAUUCACGAAAAACCCCUACCACCGCCUUUGUCACGUUAA